This is a messenger RNA of Monosiga brevicollis MX1, 1294 nucleotides long. RefSeq lists its product as uncharacterized. Gene Ontology annotation, biological process: tRNA threonylcarbamoyladenosine modification. Lineage: Eukaryota; Choanoflagellata; Craspedida; Salpingoecidae. The transcript has 9 exons. Bases 1 to 1026 code for a protein of 341 amino acids. The record is from RefSeq and is a predicted model, not a curated record. Gene Ontology annotation, cellular component: cytoplasm; EKC/KEOPS complex.
AUGACUCAAGCAACGCGAACGUGGACUGUUUUGGGUCUCGAGGGCAGCGCCAACAAGAUUGGUGUGGGCAUCGUUCGGGAUGGCAAAGUGCUGAGCAAUCCUCGCACAACGUACAUCACGCCUCCCGGUGAAGGCUUUCAGCCCAAGGACACGGCACUGCAUCAUCGGAGUCAUGUUCUGCGGAUUGUCGCCGAGGCCCUGCGCGAAGCCGAGCUGACAUCGGCUCACAUUGAUGCCAUUGCCUUUACGAAGGGCCCAGGCAUGGCCGCACCCUUAACCGUGGUGGCAGUGGUGGCGCGCACGCUGGCCCAGCUGUGGAACGUGCCCUUGACGGGUGUCAAUCAUUGCAUUGGGCAUAUUGAAAUGGGCCGGCUAAUCACUGGCGCGCAGAACCCGACGGUGCUCUACGUCAGCGGUGGCAACACCCAGGUCAUUGCCUACUCCCGCCAGUGCUACCGCGUUUUUGGCGAAACCAUCGACAUUGCCGUGGGCAAUUGCUUGGAUCGAUUUGCUCGCGUUCUCAAGAUUAGCAACGACCCAAGUCCCGGCUAUAACAUUGAGCAAUUGGCCAAAGAGGGGACUCAGCUGAUUGACCUGCCUUACACCGUCAAGGGCAUGGAUGUGAGCUUUUCCGGCAUUCUCACUUACAUCGAAAAGUCGGCUAAUGAGCUGCUGGCUGCUGGCAAAUGCACGCCAGCCGACCUGUGCUAUUCACUGCAGGAGCAUCUCUUUGCCAUGCUGAUUGAAAUUACUGAGCGUGCUAUGGCACACUGUGGGAGCGAGGAGGUUCUUAUCGUUGGUGGCGUCGGCUGUAAUAAGCGGCUACAGGAGAUGAUGGAAAUCAUGGCUAAACAGCGGGGUGCCAAGCUGUACGCGACGGACAUGCGCUUCUGCAUCGACAAUGGGGCCAUGAUAGCACAGGCUGGUUGGGAAAUGGCGCGAUGCGGUCUGUUCACAGACCUGCCCGAUACCUGGGUAACCCAGCGGUAUCGCACGGAUGACGUUCAUGUGGCCUGGCGAGAUUGAGCGGCCCGUUUGCCUAAGCUCUCUUUCCAAUGUUCAGGUCAAGUACCAAUCAUCGUAAAGAAGCAACAAGACACAUCACCGUGACCCUUGCCCCAGGUUCACCGCCGCGCGGUCAGCCUGCCCCAGCCGUUCCGCCAACAAGCGCCUGAGCGAUUUAUCAGCCCACCCAUUGUUGUCAGGGCAGGCAUCAUCUGACAUCAUCAGUCUGGCAAUUUCUGUAUCGAUUUGUGACUGAAAGAAGCAUGAAAUCAAUUUUAUCAACACCGCA